CUUUACUCGUUACUUGAAAAAAGUAAUCAGAUUACAGUAACGCGUUACUGCCCAUCUCUGCUUCAGGUGACGUAAAAUCACUGAACUGAAUCCCCAACCCCAGAGGCAAUCUUUUAAUACAGGAGUUGACAGAGAUUGACUCUCUUUUGGGGCCAGUAGAGGAAACCAAUCUGCAGUAAAAGGCGGUCGUGUGCCAAUAAGAAGGCAGCUGCAUGUUCAAGUAAACCAUCUCAGUAUUUUGGCUCUCAGCUACAAGGACAUUUCUUUCUUCUUACAAACAAAACUUUUGCAAAAGGUCACAAAUUCUUUGCGAAGAAGCAAAGAAACAGCAGUUGGUGUCUGUGAGUGUGGAAGGUCCGCUUCAGUCCAAGCGAUGUAAAUUUCACCAUCAGGAGGGGAACGUGUGCCCUGCAGUUUGUCACGACACUCUGGCUACAAUCCACCAUAUGCACGGAUCCUCUAGGCAGACUUGAAAACAAGAAUAAAUAAAGGAUAAAUAAGGAGAGCUCUUUCAGUGGGUCUGCAAACAAGCAGAGUCCUGGUUUCAGUCACGUUCAACAGCGCUAUUGGUGGAUUUUGAAGCUUCAUCACACAUUGAACCAGUAGAGCAGUCCUGAUCUAUGUUGCAUUAAACUUGCAUGACAUAUAUAACUGUUCCAUUCCUCAGGUAAAGCAAGGUAAACAUAAAGUUCAUAUAAUGCCUACCGGUAUAUGCUUAUGUACUUGAACGCUACACAUGUGCUAAAUAUGGUUUUGGUGUUACAGAGAAUGGAUGCCUAGAUCUGUACUCUUACUGUUACGGCCUGUUAAUUCUGUCCAGAGAGAAAGAAAUGUGGAAACACAAGUGAUUCCAUGUCAUGGCAACCACAGAAACAAACCAUGAAUCUGAUCCACGCUGAAAUACUGCAAGUGGGAAAGGGUUUUCAAGGCCGAAGGCGGAGUUUGUGGUGUGGAUUCAUAAUGGCACAUUUACAUGAUGAAGCCGCUCCCUGCUCAGGCUAAAUGGCUAUCACUGUUGACACAGAUUAGCAUGCCUUACUCACAGGCAUGGACCAUUUGAUGUUUUUAUUUAUUUUUUAUUUUAACUUAUUAAUAGUACUACACAGAUAUGAAAGGGGAGCAAAGAAAAUUCUGUAUUGGCUGAAAAAUAAAUUCCUGAGAUCACAAAGAGCGAAUUCAGAUUUUGGCCUAGAAGAAGUCUUUAAAGACAUGAAAAAUGGCUCAGUUUAAUAGAGUAGACAAAGCCCGGUUUCUGCUGUAAACACAAUAAAAAAAAUUAAAAAAAAACUUCAAGUCAGAGCUGGAUUGUUAUCAAGCUUGGCUAGGAGUGAGAGUCCUGGGUCCCUUCCAAAUCAAUAGUGACUGGAAUGUGCCUGUGAGACCUCCAAGGCCUCAGAGAGAAGCUUUGCCUUCAGACCAAAUAAGGGCAGGAGCAGCAAGACCCAUCAACCAGAGCAAGAGGAGGCCAGCCAGACCUCGAGCUGCCCGGGGAUGAGAAGCAUUAGUGGGGGCUGGCUUCUGACAGAAGCUGGUUUACAUCUUCAGUCUGUGUGUGGACACGAGUUCAUUUAGGUAAGCAGUGACUGAGCCAGAAGUGGUUAUGAGUAAAACAAGCAAUGCUUUGGUUUUACCUCAUCAUCAUGACAAACACUGGCUUCUAUUCGGAGAGGAGGAAUAGUACUGUAAAAGAAGCAACGAGACACGCUCAAACAGAAUUAGACAGACUUGAGAGUCAGUUCCCAAAAUCUGACCAAUUACCUCACUCACGGGGCGGGAGCUGUCCAUCCUCCUCCCCCUGACCCCCUCACUUGGUUCAAAAUCUCCAUCACUUUGAUAUUCCACUGCUCUUUAACUGUGAUCCCCACAGUGUGCAGUUUACUGUCUGUGCUGCUGUCAAAACAGCAGGGAGACUUUAAAGGGUCAUGCCACUUAACGUGGUGCUGGAUGGGCCGGCCCCCUGGGGCUUUCGUCUGACAGGAGGAAAGGACUUCAACCAGCCCCUGACCAUCUCCAGGAUCACUCCUGGCAGUAAGGCAUCUGCUGCCAACCUGUGCCCUGGUGAUGUCAUCCUGGCUAUUGAGGGAGUCCCAGCAACAAACAUGCUGCAUUGUGAAGCUCAGAACAAGAUAAAGGAAUCCACUCAUCAGCUCUGUCUCACCAUUGAAAGAAACGAAUCAAGACUGUGGACUCCACGUGCCAUGGAGGACGGGAGAGCUCACCCAUUUAAAAUAAACCUGGAAGCAGAGCAGCAGGAAUAUAAACCAAUUGGCACAGCUCACAAUAGAAGAGCUCAGCCAUUUGUGGCAGCAGCGAACAUUGAUGACAAGCGCCAGGUAGUCAGCACAUCCUACAACACGCCUAUAGGCCUCUACUCCAGUGGCAACAUCCAGGAUGCUAUGGAGGGCCAGAUCCGAGGCUUGGUCCAGCACAAGCCUGAGAGUCCCAGAGCUCUAACCAGCAUUGAGGAUUCUGACGUUUACCGGAUGUUACAGAAAGACCAGGAGGAUCCCCAGGAGCCUCGGCAGUCUGGCUCCUUCAAAGCCCUCCAGGAAUUUAUUGACAGUGAUGGCACUCGCCCCAUUGUGACCAGGACAGUAAAAGCGCCCACAACCAAACCAACUACGCCCACAGGAAACCUGCAGAAACUGCCUGUCUGUGACAAGUGUGGGAAUGGGAUUGUUGGGACAGUGGUGAAAGCUCGGGACAAAUAUCGUCACCCUGGUUGCUUUGUGUGCUCUGACUGUGAUGUCAACCUGAAACAGAAGGGCUAUUUCUUUGUGGAGGGACAGCUGUACUGUGAGAUCCACGCUCGUGCCAGAAUGAGACCAGCGGAGGGACACGACCUCGUCACAACAUUUCCCUCUGUAUAGAACCCUGCCUCCCUUAUAUGAGCACAGACACAUAAAAUCUAGGAAGCCCUUCUAUUCCUUACAUACGUGUUCAUGUGUUCGUCUGCACUUUGGUGCUGUGUGUAAUAAUAUUUCAGUAAGAAUACACUCUUCACUCUUACUGAUAUGAUGUAUUUUCUAGGCAAUAAUGUAAACACCUGGUUGCUUAGAGAGUCCAGCGAAACCACAAUCUGUCUUUCCAAUAAAGGCCUCUGCUCAUAAUGUUAAA
Molecule: messenger RNA, 3117 nt
Organism: Haplochromis burtoni (Burton's mouthbrooder)
Lineage: Eukaryota; Metazoa; Chordata; Actinopteri; Cichliformes; Cichlidae
Product: PDZ and LIM domain protein 3
Exons: 7
Coding region: 1923-2870 (315 amino acids)
Biological process (GO): actin cytoskeleton organization; heart development; muscle structure development
Cellular component (GO): stress fiber; Z disc; adherens junction
Molecular function (GO): actin binding; muscle alpha-actinin binding
Source: RefSeq, a predicted model, not a curated record